Messenger RNA from Cucurbita pepo subsp. pepo (vegetable marrow), 883 nucleotides. RefSeq names its product protein yippee-like. The record is from RefSeq and is a predicted model, not a curated record. NCBI's taxonomy places the organism in Eukaryota, Viridiplantae, Streptophyta, Magnoliopsida, Cucurbitales, Cucurbitaceae.
AAUUGGGAAACGACAUGGAAUGGAGGGGUUGAGUGGAAUUUAGAAAUGAACCCAAAAAGCUAAGGAGAAAAUAAUAUAAAUAUAUAAAAAAAAUCCAAGUGGAAAAAUGAAGCCGAACAGUUGAUUGCAUUAGCAUCCACGUCGUAUUGGGUAAAGGGACCGUCUUUUACAGAGAAAGUGGUAUUUAUAAUUGGCGAGACGUAACCAAACUUCUCUGUCCACAUUUCUUGUAACUUGCGACUACCCACAAGAACAUAGAUUUCAAAGCCAUGGGGAGGUUGUUCGUGGUGAACCUUGAAGGAAGGAUCUAUAGCUGCAAGCACUGCCGAACCCAUCUUGCUCUUUAUGAGGACAUCGUUUCCAAGUCUUUCCAAUCCAGACAUGGGAAAGCUUACCUCUUCAGUAAAGUAGUGAAUGUUUCUAUUGGAGUGAAAGAAACGAGAAUGAUGAUGACAGGGAUGCAUACCGUUGCUGAUAUCUUCUGUGUUGGGUGUGGAUCAAUUGUGGGAUGGACAUAUGAAACUGCCUUUGAAAAGAGCCAGAAGUACAAAGAAGGGAAGUCGGUACUUGAGCGGUCCAAGGUUUCAGGGCCUGGAGGAACCAGUUACUGGGUCAGUCAUGCUCAUGGCCAUGAAACAGCUCAUGGUGGAGGAAGUGAUGCAGAUGAAGUUUGAUGAUGAUGAAGAAGAUGAAGAUGGUGAAUCAUAUUAUUCCAACUGUACAUUCCACACUUCCAAUGUUCAUAUGCUUCAACUCACUGGUUCUUCAUCUGUCAUUUCUCAUUUCAGCAGCUAACUUGCUGUUUGUAACAGAACAGGAAUCAUUUGACUCUGAUUCUUCUGUAACUUCAUGUUACUGAUUAUUACUUUGCAAUACCCCAUGA